UAGAAAAUGAAGGGGAACGGAGUCCCUCUCUCAGCGCGCGUCCUGCACUCUAAGCAUGAACAGGUUCAUUCGGAAGAGCUUUGCUGUAAAUUUAGGUGGCAUACGAGUCCGAUCGAGAUGCCUGUGUGGAGCUGCCGCUGCUGGCCCAUCCGGUUCGAUUCGCCAAUCCAAUCAUGGUCAAGAGCAGCAAUGUAGUGGAACCAGCAUUGCCCAAUAUGACAUCGCUAUUGUUGGAGGGGGAAUGGUUGGCAUGUCUCUUGCUUGUUCCUUAGCAAGCAUGCCAUUGACAAAGCAUUUAAAUGUUGCCAUCAUUGAUAGCAAUCCAGCAUUGGUCAAUGGAAUUCGCAUCAACAAACAGGAUCCUCCAGAUCCUAGGGUCAGUACAAUAACGCCUGCAACAACAUCAAUGUUCAGAGAUAUUGGUGCUUGGCAAUAUCUUCAGCCAUAUCGACAUGCAUAUUUUGAUCAAAUGCAGGUAUGGGAUUAUACUGGCUUGGGAUAUACUCGAUACCAUGCAAGAGAUGUGGAUAAAGAUUCACUAGGGUGCGUGGUUGAGAAUAAGGUGCUUCAAAGUUCUCUACUGCUGUGUAUACAGAAUGCAGAUUUUCAGAAGAGAAUCUUUCCUUCCAGACUAGUUUCGAUGAGCUUAAAUCCAGGUUUGAAGUCUAAACAGAUGGAUGGUAUCUCUUCAGAGAUUUCUAGGGCGGACCUCGCAAAGCUGCAUUUGAGUGAUGGAACUUGCCUAUAUGCGAAGUUGGUGGUUGGUGCUGAUGGGUCCAAGUCACAAGUGCGGGAAUUAGCUGGAUUUAAGACUACUGGUUGGAAUUACUCACAAAAUGCAGUCAUCUGUACAGUAGAACAUGCUUCAGAAAACCAAUGUGCUUGGCAAAGGUUUCUUCCUGCUGGUCCAAUUGCCCUUUUGCCAAUGGGCGAUAAUUUUAGCAAUAUUGUAUGGACCAUGAACCCAAAAGAAGCCUUGGAUCGAAAAUCAAUGACUGAAAUUGAUUUUGUGAAGACAGUGAAUCAUGCUCUUGAUCAUGGAUUUGGUCCUCACCCCACAUCAAGCUUGUUAGGGAAAGGAAAUAUAUUUUCUUGGUUCGGAGCAGGUGUGCCCACAUCUGGCAAUGGGGGAUUUGAAAUUCCCCCGAAAGUGGUCAAGUUGGCAUCUGAAAGAAUGGUGUUCCCUUUGUCCCUGAGGCAUGCUAAUGACUAUGUGUCAAAGCAUGUUGCUUUAAUUGGAGAUGCAGCACAUACUGUUCAUCCUUUGGCUGGUCAGGGAGUCAAUUUGGGCUUUGGAGAUGCAUUUGCUCUUUCAAGAGUAAUUGGCGAGGCCAUUGCUGUUGGUAUGGACAUAGGGGAGGCGUCUUUGUUAAAGAAAUAUGAAGCAGAGAGGAAGCCAGCUAACAUUGCUAUGAUGGCGAUCCUUGAUGGGUUUCAAAAGGCUUACUCUGUUGAUUUUGGACCUUUAAACAUACUACGAGCUGCUGGUUUCCAUGCUGCCAACUAUAUCUCACCUCUCAAAAGGAGCAUUAUAUCAUAUGCCUCGGGCGAGCAAAGACUGCCGCUUUUCACAUGAGGCUUAAGCUGUUUUUGAAAAGAUACAUUUUUAACUUCUGUGAGUACCAGAAAUCCCUCCUCUUAUCAGUCACUGCAAGUCUGAGAUAGGCUUAAAAUUUUUUCUCAGUUUCUUAACAACGGUUGUGCAACUCUCCUUCGGUGUAUAUAUAAUGCUUCGGAAGCCAAAUUUCUUGUGGCCAA
Molecule: messenger RNA, 1758 nt
Organism: Rhodamnia argentea
Lineage: Eukaryota; Viridiplantae; Streptophyta; Magnoliopsida; Myrtales; Myrtaceae
Product: ubiquinone biosynthesis monooxygenase COQ6, mitochondrial
Exons: 10
Coding region: 56-1576 (506 amino acids)
Biological process (GO): ubiquinone biosynthetic process; carotene biosynthetic process; xanthophyll biosynthetic process
Cellular component (GO): mitochondrion
Molecular function (GO): oxidoreductase activity, acting on paired donors, with incorporation or reduction of molecular oxygen, NAD(P)H as one donor, and incorporation of one atom of oxygen; FAD binding; 2-octaprenyl-6-methoxyphenol hydroxylase activity
Source: RefSeq, a predicted model, not a curated record